GCUCACUCACUCUUUGUGCACCCAACUCAACCAUUUUUCUCAUUAUUUCUCCUUCACACUUCAAUUUUCCCUCUUAAUAUCCAAAAACUUAAUUUAUCAAACUAUGUUUUGAUCGCAAAUUUCAAUAUUCCAAACUCUUUUUUUGGUUAAGAUUAUUAAGCUAGCAACUAAACAAUUUGCUAGCAAAAAUUUCUUCAACUUUCUAGAUUAGCAAAUGAAUCCCUUAAACAUAAACCACAUCAAAGUAGAGAAAGCAAAAUCCAUCAAACUUAGGUACCAAAAACUAAGAAAUAUCACACAUUUUUUUCGAGUUUUCGAAAUCAUCCUAAUUCUUGCAGUGAUCUCAAGGCUAUCCUUUCAAUUACCCUUAGCAUUAUUCCAGCUAUCAAAUGAAUUCAUCCACACUUUAUCUAUCUUCCUAGUUAGCCCUCAGUUCGUGUUCAUCUUAGGGAACGCAAUCGUGAUCACUCUUUUCGUGAACUCGGGGCAUCUAAACAGCAACCUUAAGUCACCUAAAACUUCUUCAUUAGAGCGUAAGAACAUGAAGACAGUGCAGAAGUCUGUUAAGAAACAGGUAAUGCCAGAGGAAAACGCGAUGAUGGCAAUGAUUUUUUCGACUUCAGAGCAGCAGCAGGUGAUCAAAAUUUACCACAGGAGUAAGUCUGACAAGGUGAGGAGGGAAAAGGUAGAGGAUAAGUGCUGUGGAUUACGAAGGUCGAACACGGAGAUUAAGAGUUUGAGAGGUUGUGGAUGUAGUAAGGUUGCAAAAGAAGGUCAUUACCCUGAAGAUCAUAUGAGUAAUGAAGAAUUUCAGAAGACAGUAGAAAACUUUAUUGCUAGACAACAGAGGUUUUUGAGAGAAGAAGAGUACUCUGCUCUUAUAGAGUAGAUUUUUGUGCAAUAGUACUACUUUGUUCUUGCAGAAGAAUGGGGGGUUGGGGCCUGGGGGGGUGGAUUUUAGUUGUUUUUGGAAGGUUUUUGUACAGUUUUACUUCUGAAAAUGGUAGUGUACUUGUUAUUUGCUAUAGUUUGCCUUAAGGGUUUUAAACUUUAGUAUAAAAA
This is a messenger RNA of Chenopodium quinoa (quinoa), 1062 nucleotides long. RefSeq lists its product as uncharacterized. The record is from RefSeq and is a predicted model, not a curated record. The transcript has a single exon. Bases 215 to 889 code for a protein of 224 amino acids. NCBI's taxonomy places the organism in Eukaryota, Viridiplantae, Streptophyta, Magnoliopsida, Caryophyllales, Amaranthaceae.